AUGCCGGGACACGGGCUAAUGCCGAGCCACGAAAAUAGCACCUGGUCAGACUCCGAAGCGAACGAGCAGCAAGACUACCAAGACGCACUUCGCCCAGCGCCUACUACGAAAUCAACGACUGGCAAAUUGUCUGAAUUCUACAAGGGCAUCAAGAGCAAGGCCGUGCCGACCCGGGAGGACUCUCUAAAGCGCUCAAGGGCACCAUCGAGACUUGGUGCUUUGAAAGCAUUUGGUUCCAACUCCAAUGAGAGUACAGCCACCCUCACACCGACCAACGACAACCAAGUAGAGACGCCUAUAGUCUUCACAACGCCAAUAUUUUCCGGUCCGAGCAAUUCUUCGCAUCAUGCCCGGAAUUUGAGUUUACAGAACAGUCUUGAAAAGCCGCUGCCAACCACGCCGGACCCGUCUCUUUUAAGCCCACUGACCCCCACUGGAACGGCAAAGGAAGGCCGGCAGGGAAGCUUCGCGGGAUUCGAUAGUAGGAAAGGCAGCAUAGCGGGAAGCUCAUUGAGCUCCCUCGGAAGAGAAAGCAGGCAGGGAAGCUUGAGUUCCGUGGUCGAAAUUACACACGACAUUAAGAGAUUCAGGCAAGGCAGUUUAUACUCUAUUCUAGACGACGAAACCGAGUCGGAGUCGGAGAUGGACAGCCGAACCAGCACAAUGGACUCAAAGUCCAUGCCUCCCCCAACUAUGGGCAACCAGUCGUACGGCGGAAACUUUGACAGGAGUAACAGCCAGGCCAGCAUAGCGAGUUCUGCAAGGGAUGCUGGAGAAGGACAGAGAGACAACCUUACGCCGCGAAGCAAUGGACAGGCUUCCGCAGGGCCAUCACCACCGGCAGCUGCGACUACUAGUCGGGCGCCUGCGGCAGGCCAACCUGUUGGCACACCUUCAACAUCAUCCUCGUCAUCGCACCUAUCGGGCUUGAUGUGCAAUGUUCACCGCACAACUGGACGGGAACCUCAUCCUCUAGUAGGUGCCACCACAACAAUUCUCGGAGACAAGCUCUACGUCUUUGGUGGCAAGAUUUUGUCUAGAAGCCGACCUGCCCCCUUGACCUCGGACUUGUACGAGUUGGAUUUGAUAAGGAGACGGUGGACCAAGCUGGAAACAACCGGUGACAUUCCACCUCCACGAUACUUUCACUCGAUGUGUGCUUUGGGCGACACCAAGAUGGUAUGCUACGGAGGCAUGUCUCCGACACCGAGCCAGCCACCCCCCACGAAUCCAGAGCAACUGCCAGAGGUGGUAGUCAUGUCGGAUAUCUACAUCUACGAUGUUCCCACCAAGAAGUGGACUUUUGUUCCGACACAGGACGCACCGCAAGGUAGAUACGCUCACUGUGCUUGUAUAUUACCAUCUUCAGCCACAUUCUCCUCCAACAAGGCGCCUUUAUCAGCACUUCAACAUAACCCAUCCGGUGGAAACCCCAACGAGGGACGUAUCGGCAUCAACAUCGAUGGUGCCGGCGGUGCUGAGAUGGUUGUCGUGGGUGGCCAAGACGGAGCAAACCAUUACAUUGAGCAGAUCAGCGUUUUUAAUCUUCGAAGUCUGAAAUGGACUUCAACGGAAACCCAUGGCAAAUCCUGUGGAGCAUACCGCAGUGUGGUGGCACCAUUGCCCCCAUCCGUGACAGCUAAGAUUGGCAAGGCCAAUGCGCUCGGCGUGCGGCAAGAAGGGGGAAUCAGCCAAGAAGCCAGAGAGCCUGGCUCUUCCAUGCUCAUUUAUUCCAACUAUAACUUUUUGGAUGUGAAGCUGGAGCUGCAAAUCAGAGGCUCGGACGGAUCCUUGGCCGAGAAGCCAAUGUCUGGAACAUAUUCACCCCCAGGUCUUCGAUUCCCCAACGGAGGCGUCAUUGAUACCUACUUUGUUGUCAGCGGCACAUAUCUCACAAGCUCUAAGCAAGAAUAUGCUUUAUGGGCCCUGGACCUCAAGAAUCUAACUUGGGCGCGCAUCGACGCAGGAGGUAGCAUAUUCAGCCAAGGAAGCUGGAACCGAGGUGUGCUUUGGAAUCGCAGAAACACUUUCGUCAUCCUGGGUAAUCGUAAGCGUAGCUUGGUAGACGACUACAACCACCGACGCAUCAACUUUUCAAACGUCUGCAUGGUUGAACUGGAGGCGUUUGGCUUCUACGACAAUCCCAGAAGGGUUUCACCCAUGUCUGGAUUUGCGUCUGCAAGUAGCCCAUACAACAUGCCAGGACUCAGCAUCGCACGGAAAGCAGGCUGGACCGGUGGAGGCAGAUUCCACUCUCGGGCAGCCGAGGAGCUUGGCGAGAAAGCUUUGGCCCUCCGCGAGCUGGCAGACAUGGACAUCCUUUGCAUUGGAGGAGAGCGCAUUCCCAUCAACUCCCGCAUCGUUGGUCGUAGAUGGGGUCCCUACUUUGUACAACUUCUUCGCGAAGGUGCAGCUACUCAGGAUGGCAGUGAUUCAGCAACGCUAAGAACCGCCACAUCUGGUGGUGCCGGUGCACGAAUGUCGGUGUUGACCAUUACCCCAGCACAAGGCAAUCGUAGCACAACGGACAGUACAUUCUCGAUGGGUUCGAGUUUUGGUAACUCAUCAGCGAGCUCUCAGAAACCACCCAGCACUGCUGGCACCUCUGUAUCGGGGAGCUCUGGGGAUAUAACCACUAUCAACUCGGCACCUACACCCGCUUCUCUGCCGCCUAGUAUUCGACCUAGGUGCCUCUAUCUGCCACACACUUAUCUGACGAUACAAGCACUGUUGCAUUUCAUAUAUACAUCAUCGCUGCCAUCGCCGCAGUCCCCCUUGUGCACACCGCAGAUCCUGUGCUCAUUGCUACAGAUCGCCCGCCCUUACAAGGUAGACGGACUGCUAGAAGCCGUGGUUGAGAGGUUGCACACUUUGCUCGAUUCGCGCAAUGCGGCUGCAGUAUUUAAUGCAACUGCUAUGGCUGCCGGUGGAGGAAGAGGCAUUGACGGUACCCUGAAUCCCAAUUUCUUUGCGCCCGCUGAUUCAUCUCUGACCAGCAAUGGUCGGGAUGAACGUAGUGGUUCCAUUUCGCAAGCUAGCUUGGAUGAGGCAGCCAGUGGAGUGGGCGGAUUGCAGCUCAACACGGGUGUGCCAGCUGCUCGUCCAGGAAGCGAAGAGCUAAGCGCAUCUACUAGCGUCAGCGGUAGUGAGUGGAGUAGUGAGCUUGGUGAUAGUGAGCGCGGCACAACUGGAGAAGUUUGGAGUGGCGAGUUGAGCAGUGUCAUUGGCCUGCAAAAGCGCGGUCUUCGGGGGUUGAUGGAGGGACGGAGGAUGCGCGCAAACGUGGAUCGGAACCGCGAGACCGAUAAUUCAAGGGCAGAUCGGUACGGCUCGAGGGUCGGCCUUGGCAUUGCUGGUUCAUAG
Pestalotiopsis fici W106-1 is the source of this 3363-nucleotide messenger RNA. RefSeq lists its product as uncharacterized. Bases 1 to 3363 code for a protein of 1120 amino acids. The transcript has a single exon. Gene Ontology annotation, biological process: cell redox homeostasis. Gene Ontology annotation, molecular function: protein binding. The record is from RefSeq and is a predicted model, not a curated record. NCBI's taxonomy places the organism in Eukaryota, Fungi, Ascomycota, Sordariomycetes, Amphisphaeriales, Sporocadaceae. Gene Ontology annotation, cellular component: cytosol; mitochondrion.